CGCUGAAAUAUUUGUGUGUUUAACAAAAACCUUAAAAAUACCGAAAAAGCAAAACAAAACCCUAAAAAUAGGAAUCGAAUACCCAAUAGUUUUUUUUUUUGUUUUUGAUAAAAAUUGCGAAUAGAGUUACUUUAAUCGCCUUCCUGAUCCACCAAAGCUCUCCUGUCGAAUUUUCCAGAUCAAUGCUGUUCUUAAUUAACUGAAUUGAUUUUAUUCCUUGAUUUUGACGUGAGAAAAGCAUAAAGAUUGAGAUUUGUGUGUAAUGUGAGAAGAUGAAGUUUGGAGAGACGUUUACGGAAUAUCUACGUGGAGAAGAGGAGUGGUUCUUGGAAAAAUGUCGUCAUGUAGAAUAUAAGAAACUCAAGAAAGUGUUGAAGAAAUGCAAGACGACAUGUAACUCCACACGAUCUAAUGAUGAACACAUCAUCUCAUCGGCUACUUCUCUGUCUGAUUCAUGCCAAUGCCAAUCUUGCCCUUGGUGUGAUGAGAUGUUCUUUGAGGAACUGAUGAAGGAAGCUUCUGACAUAGCGGGAUGCUUCAGGUCAAGAGUGAGGCAUCUUCUCCAUCUUCAUGUAGCCAGUGGGAUGCAGAGAUACAUGAUGAGUCUACGCAGAUGCUUCACGGACGAAAGACAAGCUUUACUCCAAGAGGGUCAAAUCUUGAUUCAGUACAUCACCAUGAAUGCGAUCGCCAUCCGUAAAAUCCUCAAGAAAUAUGACAAGGUGCAUAGCUCAGUGGAUGGGAAGAAGUUCAAGUUGAAAAUGCGAGCGGAGCGCAUAGAGCUUUUGCACUCACCUUGGCUUAUAGAACUUGGAGCCUUUUAUCUCAAUUGUGGGCUUGAUAAAGUUGGAAACUUCAAGAACUCAACGUUUGGUCGUGUCUCUUGUGAUUAUCUCAACGACGAUCAACCUAUGAUGCAACUCAUGCUGCCUAAUUCAAUAGAGCUCGAGUUUGAUCUAACUUGCGCAAUCUGCCUCGAAACGGUAUUCAAUCCCUAUGCUUUAAAGUGCGGUCACAUAUUUUGUAAAGCAUGUGCGUGCUCGGCUGCUUCUGUAAUGAUUUUCCAAGGCAUCAAAGCAGCACCAAAUAAUUCCAAAUGUCCCAUCUGUAGAGAGGUGGGAGUUUACGCGGAAGCGGUUCACAUGAUCGAGCUGCAUCUUCUCUUAAAGAUACGAAACAAAGAGUAUUGGAAGGAGAGGAUGAUUAGUGAACGGUCUGAGAUGGUGAAGCAGUCGAAGAUGUUUUGGAACGAACAGACGAAGUAUAUGAUCGGUUACUAAUUGUUCGUUUGAAGAGAAAAGUGAUGACCAAAAAAUAAAAAUAAAUUCAGUAAUAACUACACUUUUAUUUAUUUCUGCUAUGCCGGAGAUAGCACUCUGGAGUUUGGAUCUACUGAUUCGAUAUAAAGAAAUGUCAACAUUAGGAGAUGUUUUUUUCUUUUUUCUUUGGUGAUGCACACAUAUCACGUUGUGCGUGAAUACUUCUAUGUUUAAGAUGUUAUUGCUUACAUAUUACUAGUAGUUUUUUCAAA
This is a messenger RNA of Camelina sativa (false flax), 1531 nucleotides long. RefSeq names its product putative E3 ubiquitin-protein ligase BAH1-like. Lineage: Eukaryota; Viridiplantae; Streptophyta; Magnoliopsida; Brassicales; Brassicaceae. The record is from RefSeq and is a predicted model, not a curated record.